AAAUCUUUAUCAUAAGAGAACUGGUUGAUCUACAAUUGGAAGCAUUCACAGUGCAUCAAAAACUCUUAUGUAUUUGUUCAAAAGAUGUUAUCAUGACGUCAGGAAAAAUGAUUUAUGUAAUAUAGGAGAACUGGCUACUGUGAUGGCUCAAGUGGUUAGAACAUUGCGUGCUGCUAUACGAAGUUUAACAUUACCAAUGAGGAGUUUCGGUAGUGCCCAACCUUUGCAGGAAGCUGCUUUAGAGGAACGUUGUAUUCUUGUUGAUGAGUCGGACAAGCCUCUUGGUGAUGCUACAAAAAGAGACUGUCACAUUGUUAAUUCCGAUGGACAAGUUCUACUUCACAGAGCAUUUAGUGUCUUUUUAUUCAAUGGUAAAGGAGAACUAUUACUUCAAAAAAGGUCUCCCAAUAAGAUAACAUUCCCAAACCGUUAUACAAAUACAUGCUGUAGUCAUCCAUUAUUUGAAAUUCCUGAAGAAACUGAAGAACAUGAGGCACUAGGAAUUCGUAGAGCAGCAAGAAGAAGACUGAAUUUUGAGUUAGGAAUUCCUUUGUCAGAAAUUUUGCUAUCAGAUUUUUUUUACUUAACAAGAAUUCAUUAUCAAGAUGUGGAAGGUAUAUGGGGUGAACAUGAAAUAGAUUAUGUGUUAUUUAUACAAAAAGAUAAUGUAACAUUGGACCCAAAUCCAGAUGAAAUCAGUGAAAUUCGUUGGGUAUCAAAAUCAGAAAUCAAAGAUAUUGAGAAAAAUCUUAGUCCAUUGAGUCCUUGGUUUAAAUUAAUUCUUAAGCAUAAAUUGUCAUCAUGGUGGGAUAAUCUACAUUCAUUAGAAAAAAUGCAAGAUCAUAAAACAAUACAAAGAUUUUUAUAAUACCUUUGAACAAAGAAUUAAGUUGGAUAGCCUUAUCACACAUAACGUUAAUUAAGGUAUUUUAUUACCAUCCAAAUAUUUAAAUAAUUAAUAACAAAAGAUUUGAGGUUUGAAAUCUGUACAAGAUGAUUAGUUUUAUGCGAUAAGUUGUACACUAUAAAUAUAAUGCAGUAUAAGUACAAAGUAAAUUUGUUCAUACAAACUUGCACUUUGUAAAUAUUGAAAUAUUUAAUAUAAUUUUGAUAACUUGACUAAUUACCAUUAGACAAUUUGUAUACUUAUAUAAAUUUUGUGAAUACAUUUUUGUCAUAGGAAAAAUAAUUUUGUAAAUAUAUAGUAAACCAUGAACUAAUCUUACUUAAAUACUAUUUUCUUACUAAAAAGUGUGUAAAUAAAAAGUACGACUCAAAAAUACAAAAAUAUAAAAAUUUUAUACUGCAACGAAUGAUAAAUCUAAAACAAUUUUCUACAUCUUUAUGUUAAUGUAUCUUCCACUUUAAUCAUUAAACAAAAGUUUAUUCAUUAUUAAAAAGUCAAAGAAAAAAUGGUCUUUAUCAUGUAUUGAAUAUAAUAUUUAGAAUAAUGCAAUAAAAUAAUAGAACAUGAUCAGUAAAAUAUAAUAUAAAUAUCUCCAUUAUAGUUUCAAAAAUGUUUCAAAAGGUAUAAAAAAGGUUUAAGAAGUUUAAAAAAGAUUUUAAAGGUUUAAAAAAUAACUUCUAUUAAUUUAAAAAGUAACUUAUAUUAAUUUUUCUAUUUGAUGGUAUUUCAAAGGUUAAUAAAAAAUGGUUUGAUUUUACAGUUUAUUUGAUGUAAGGUUUCAUAACUUUAUUAUUUAUAUAUAUAUAUAUAUAUAUAUAUAUAUAUAUACAUAAUAUGCAUAAUUUAUAUUAUUUAUAUAUAUAUAAUAUGCAUCAAAUAUAUAAUAUGCAUAAUUUUUCAACUAUUCUAUGAAUAAACCUUAUUGUGUUUAUAAACUGUUAUAUGAUUAUUAAAUUCUCUUGCUGUACAAUAAAAUAUUAUAUUAUUAUGAUUGAAUAAUUUAAUGUAGAAUUAGUAUUUAAUGGUUUGAGAAAAUAUUGAUUAAAGAUAUUGAUUGAAUGUUAGAAAUGACGGAUAUCUCCAUCUUUAACUAAUAAGAGCAAAGACAAAUGUGAGUGUUCUAAAGAAAUACAAAUUUAAAAGGAACAGUCGUGCUAAAAUAUUUAAUUACAGACAGAUAAUAAUUAUGCAAUUUUAUGUCUACCUCAGUCUAUAUUGGGAAAUAUUUGUAUUCAUCUAAUAAAGGUUUUAUUUUAUUAUCAUUUAUUAA
This is a messenger RNA of Bombus pyrosoma, 2177 nucleotides long. RefSeq names its product isopentenyl-diphosphate Delta-isomerase 1 (gene Idi). Gene Ontology annotation, cellular component: cytoplasm. Gene Ontology annotation, molecular function: isopentenyl-diphosphate delta-isomerase activity. NCBI's taxonomy places the organism in Eukaryota, Metazoa, Arthropoda, Insecta, Hymenoptera, Apidae. Bases 68 to 868 code for a protein of 266 amino acids. The record is from RefSeq and is a predicted model, not a curated record. The transcript has 3 exons. Gene Ontology annotation, biological process: isoprenoid biosynthetic process; isopentenyl diphosphate biosynthetic process.